AUGCUUAAACUAUACCUCCUUUCCAUUUUGAGCCUACUGCUCCACGCAGCGGGUGUCCGCAGCGCUGCAGUGCAACAUGUCUCAAGACAGCAAUGCCAGGCCACAGGAACCCACUGUCCACCUGGAACAAUCAUCGUCAGUGCCUCUGACAAACGCGCUCACUAUCCCACCAUCCAAGGAGCCAUCGACUCCCUACCAGAUGAUACAAGCUCCCACACGAUCCUGAUUCUAUCAGGAAACUAUACAGAGCAGCUCAACGUCACCCGUUCAGGACCAGUGACACUUCUCGGCCAGACAUCCGCCUCCAAGGAUACCACUCGCAACCAAGUGCGCAUUAUAUGGGCUGCCGCCAACAAAGACAACACAGGCCAGAGCGUCGAUAAUGUCUUCUCCAGUGUCCUGGUCGUGGCACCUACCCUCGAGUCCAGUCUCACUGGCUCCGGGGCCACAGGCUACGCCGUGCCAUCCGAUACACCAUUCGGCAACACCGACUUCCGCGCUUAUAACAUCGACUUCGACAAUACUUGGACUGAGUAUUCGGAUGGACCAGCUCAUGCACUGAGCUUCUCGCGUGCGAACGGCGGCUUCUACUACUGCGGCUUCUAUUCGUAUCAGGAUACUGUCUACGUAGGCAAGCUAGGUAACGCAUACUUCUACAAAAGCAUCAUCGCCGGCCAAACAGACUUCCUAUACGGGUUCGGCACAGCCUGGAUCCAGUCCAGCGAGCUACAGUUACGCGGUUGCGGCGGAGGUAUCACUGCCUGGAAGGGAUCCAACACAACCUUCACGAACAAGUAUGGCGUGUACAUCGUGGACUCGAACCUGCGCGCAGCCAACGCUUCCAUUGCGCCUGAUAUCGUGGGGAAGUGUGCGCUUGGACGGCCGUGGAAUAGCCAGCACCGAUCUAUCUUUGCGAAUUCUUAUGAAGACGCUACUAUCGAUCCUAGUGGGUAUAUUGAUUGGGUUGUUUCUGGUGUCGCGAGGUUCGAGGAGGGUGUUACUCUCAUGGCGGAAUAUCAGGCUUAUGGGCCUGGGUUCAAUGUUUCGGGUCGUGUUGCUGGUAAUGUUACUACCGUUCUUGAUCGGAAGGGGUAUGAGCCGUAUAGCUCGCCGCAGAAGGUGUUUCAGAAUCAGGAGGGUGUUUUUGGAAAUACGAAGUGGAUUGAUUGGGAUACUAUCAAGGGUGGGGAGUGA
Penicillium brevicompactum is the source of this 1194-nucleotide messenger RNA. Its product is annotated as putative pectin methylesterase. Bases 1 to 1194 code for a protein of 397 amino acids. Gene Ontology annotation, biological process: cell wall modification. The transcript is spliced from 2 exons. NCBI's taxonomy places the organism in Eukaryota, Fungi, Ascomycota, Eurotiomycetes, Eurotiales, Aspergillaceae. The record is from RefSeq and is a predicted model, not a curated record. Gene Ontology annotation, molecular function: pectinesterase activity.